GCCCGAGAGACCACUCAAAGGGCAACGGCGGAGCUGCCUCGGAGCGCGGCUCCCGCAGCAUUUCUGGGAUGUCGCUGGAGCGGCCGCUGCCCCCAGGACUCCUCCCCGAGCCCCUCUGGCUCUGAGCUGGGAGCUUGGAGGGGGAAGAAAAGGAGACUUCCCUGUCAGCACCAGAAACAAAGCCAAGCGAAGUUCCUCUCCCGUGUUCCUCCUCCUCUGGAAGGAGCAGAAGUCAGCAUGACAGCCAUAUCAGUGCAGGCCCAGUGGUUACUUGCCCGCAGAAGACCAAAGAGAUCAUUUUUUGAGACGUUUAUCAGGAGUCUCAUUAUCCUCUGUGUUGCAAUAGCAAUUGUCCUGUCAUCCAUUGCAGUAUGUGACGGCCACUGGCUUUUUGCUAAAGGAAAGCUCUUUGGAUUGUGGCACUUCUGCACCAUUGGGAAUAACAGUGCCCUGAAAUGUGUCACCAACCUCACUUUGGCCAACGUCAGAGGGAUAAACAUAGGAAUGACACUUGCAAGAAGUAUGGUGGCUUUUGCUGUGGUUGUAGCCAUCUUUGGCUUGGAACUUCUCAUGGUCUCCCAAGUCUGUGAAGACAUCAACUCAAGAAGGAAGUGGUCCAUGGGAUCAGUUCUCAUUCUCUUCUCAUUUCUGCUCUCAUCCACUGGAGUUUUGAGCUUCUUAAUUCUUCUGAGGGACUACAUCACCUUCACAGGCUUUACGUUAACCUACUGGUGUGAGUUCAUUGCUGCCUUCCUUUUCUUCCUUAAUGGAAUCAGUGGACUUCACCUUAACAGCAUAACAUUCCCUUGGAACAGAAUAAGAAAAAAUUAAUAAUCAUGGACAUUAGUUAUCCCAAAUACACUGAGAAGUAUGUCGAGGCCAAUCAGUGUUUGAAAAGGACAAGCGGUUUUCUUCAUCUACAUGAAGACAAAAGAUUCCCAACAGCAUACCACCUUCAGAGGAUAUUCAUGCUCAGUUGAUAAUGGAUGCUGGACACUGGUAGUUGAAUAGUAUGAUCUGCUGAGAUUUUCAAUACUGUAACUAUCCAAAGUAAUGAUCUAGUAAAUUAGUAGUUUCCAUUAAUUUAAAACUCAAUUCAGAAACCUAAGAGUCCCAAUCAAGUUAUGUUAAGUUCUGACUCAAGUCCCAUUGAAACCAAUAAGGCAAAUCACAUUGCUUUCAAUUUGACUUAGUCACAACUAAUUUUAGCUGGGUGGGGGCCAAACCCAGGAUCUAAGUGGGAUAAGACACACACUGUGUAAAUUUGCUUUGUUCUUUUCCUGAAUCUCCAUUUCUAUUUUUGCACAGUAGGUAGUAUGAGAAUAAACAUCUGAACUAUGCAGGAAGUUGGGUUAAUACUAGAGCUUCACCUCUGAAUAAACUCAAAUAAUUUGCAUUUUAGCAUGGCCUAUUUUAACUAUUAUUAUGGCUUUGCUUAUUUCCUUCAUGAGAGCAUAUAAGAUUUAUACAUAAUACUAACACUUGUGCACUAUGAGUGUAUAUGUUUUUUGAACCCUCCCUGCAACUAAGGUCUUUACGGUAGCAGUUUGCUCUAUGGUCAUCCGCUACCUUAACCACCUUUUUUUUGUCUCUCUAUCCCAUACUUCUUUCCAGUGACCCUUCUUCCACUUUAUCUGAAAUCUCUUCCAUUGGUGCAUUGCUCUUGUUUUUCUAGUAAAAGUAGCCUGUGAAGAGAACGUCUUAAUAGGGGGAACUACAGCAGGAUGCUGGAAACAAGUAAACAAGUUGAUUUUGGACAUGACAAAACUGUUUGACUGAUUUAACUGCAAUAAGGUACAUAUUCGUGACAAUACUCUUUAACACCCGUACAUGUUUUUGCACUACAAAGUAACACCUACAGUAUUUGCUUAUGUAAGGAGGCCGCAAACUCUUGGGAGUGAGUGGGCACAUGACACAUUAGAGUGUCAUGGGUGCUUGUCCAUUCCUAAAAUGGCUACUAUGGAGGGUCACGAACCCCUCAUUUCCCAGAAGGUUAACUGGUGAGGCUAAAAGAAAAGUAACUUGCUCAAGAAACUAAGUACAAGGCAGAGGUGGGGGCUGAUCUCCGAAACACAAAGCCACACUUUUGAACCUAAACAAAGAUUGCACUGGAGGGCAGCACUUCACUUGGCAGCAUGCCAGCUUCCGACUUUAAACAAACAAAGUCUUAAGAAAUGAAAUAAAAGCCAGAAGCAGCAAGGAUUCUGAUGGUACCAAGAGAGGUGUCCAUGGGCACAUUGGUGCUCCCAGAAGAGACCUUUGCUACUGUGAUUUAAUGAGACAAUUGGGGCUGGGGAGAGAAACAACAAAGAUGAUCCUUCAAAGUGGUGUCACGUUGUGCAGCCCUUACAGGAUAUAGAUCAGGGAAUGCUGUGUUCAGAACUUUUGUCAGUUUUAUUUCCCUUUUAUCAAAAUCACAGGAAGUUAAGUUCCUGUUCUCCCUCUGAGAGGCAACUGUCCAAGCUGGGAAUAUUGGUUUAAAUUCUCUUCAGUGUUCUUGUUAAAAACAACAACAUAUUAAACAGAAAGCUUGGACAAUUUUAGUGUGGCUUUCAAGACUGAUCUAGUUUCUAACCUGCUGACAGGGAUGGUUUCUAAAAUUCACCCAGAGGCACGUAUCACAAUAUCGUCACUUCUGUAUACAUGCGAUCAGUUUAUUGGUAAAGCAACAACCAUAAUAACCAAAAGGAGCAGGCAAGAGAAGGCAACCUGGUGCCCUCUAAAAAUUUGGGACUACAGUUCUCAUAAGCCACAGCUUACAUGGGGUAUGAGUGUUGUAGUCCAAGGGCUAUGGAGUUAUGAGUGUUGAGUCCAAGGAUGCUUCCAGAUAAGGCUUUUAUAGUGCCAUUACCCUGCCUUUUUCAUGGAAUUUUAUGGAGGGUUCCAGAUGGCAUUUUCUUCUUCUCAUAGCUCUUCCAUGAUUUUCUACUGCUUCUUCUGUCUUUUUUCCUACCAUAGGAAAUCCAAGGAGGAAAAAUGAGAUAAUUGCUGCUACAAUGCCUUCUGAUUGAUAGUCCAAGAAGCCCUCUGUUUGGAAGUACUGCCACUCUAACAUCUGGAGUUUACUAGGUUACCUAUCCCAGAAUAUGGCCUCAUGGUGUCAAGAUCCACAUAUGCCUUGCUUAAGAGGGGUUGGUUCAUGCCAUAUAAAUUUGUUCAAGAAACCAUCAACAACACCCAAAAAAAACCAGAUACCAAAGUGUAGAGAACCCUCUACACUUGUAUUCAUGAUUACUUUGGGGGAAAAACAACUUUGUGGGAUAAGUAUUGUUGAUGAACCAUCAAAAGGGACAAAAAUGUGACAUACGUCAACCCUGUGAUCAUCUGUACUUUUGGUUGCAGACAUGUGGAGCUGAGGGAUGAAAAAGCCUCAUACACUGUUCUAUGGACAAGCCCAUUAUAACUUUAAAAGAAUGCAUUCCUAAAAGGCUCAGGUUCCCCACCCCCUUUCAAUACAAUUAAAAUAGAUUGUACAUCCAGAUUUAAGUAUAUUUAUAGAGUAUUAAUUCUCCAUUGUUCACUGCCAUUCCUAUGUCCUUUAUUGUGUGGCUUCAUGAUAUGUUUGAUUAAAUCAAUACUGCAUUAACUUCAAUGAGUGGGGAAUGGCUGUUGCCAUUUUCCUGUCUGGGCGUAUCCGUUGUGCUCCCAAAUCGCCCAUUAUUGUCAGUAGGAAAUUUGAGGUGUGCAAGAAGUGGGGCAGACAGAAGAGAUUGCACUGAGGCCUUAUUUCUUAAGGUGCUAUCUGAAAUGAUUGAAUUUGAAUGUGAUUGAAUUCCUGCAUUGAGCAGGGGUUGGACUCGAUGGCCUUGUAGGCCCCUUCCAACUCUGCUAUUCUAUGAUUCUAAGUUUGACUGAAUGUCUACACUCCUAGUUCAUUUAGACAAUUCCUACCUGUACCUGUCUCUGCACCAGCUGAUUGUCAGAGUGGACAGUAUUGUCUGCUUCUUCCACUCUGCUUAUCUCUCUAAGGUGUCUUAAGAAACCCUUACAUAUAAUGCAUGAGGAUAUAGAUCCAGCGUGUCAAUAGAUCUAGACAAUUUUGCACAUUGUAACAACCCAUGGUUGACAAACAGUGGGUUGUUACAACAUGCAAACCAGGAUGUGAAAACCAUCCUCUGACUGUGCUUCCCAGAGAAGAGACAAAUAGCUAGUCUAAUCCACUUUGUAAAUCAUGGCACUGAAAGUAUGUUCAUACAGAACGCUUAAGGCACUUUCAUAAAUGAUACCAUGAUUAAUGCCCAGAAGAAUGUUUUGUUCUGUGUCCCUUAGACAGUUCUUGCUCCUUCACUAAACAUAUAUUUACACACUUUCCUCUUAUUGAAUGAUUAGAGUUUGGGUGGCUGAAAAAAGAUGAUCAGGUAUUAUUACGAUGCAGUAUCUAAGAAGCCUUCAUAGUGACCUAGGCAGGAUCUACACUACUGCUUUAUAACAGUUUAUCAUGGUUUCGACAACUGUUUAUGCCCAGGACACAUUAUAUAGUUAUAUCCUGCUUGGUGUAGAUCUGCCCAUAACAGUAACAAAUUGUGGGUUAAUUAAUCUACCAUUUGCAGGAUUGUGUGCCGAGCCGGAGUUUUGCGUAAUCAACUUUCGAUCAGCCCAAUUGUAGGUUGUGUGAUGAGCAAACUAAGACACUAUGGGUUGCUUGUGGAUUAAGCAACUCAAAGUUAACCUACAAUUAGUUCUUAGGUUUAAUUAACGCAUGAUUUGUUACUGUUAUAUGCAAACAGAGCUAUAGUGAGGAACAGCCAGUAGUUGCCAGAUUCAUUUCUCUUCUUUGGUCCCUUGUCAAACUUAAUUUUGUUUAGUGAUGCUCAUUGUAUGAAGCUAUGUAGUGCUAUAAAGAUGCUCUUUUUAAACUAAUGGGUGUCUGGCUAGUGGAAAGAAAGGAUGUUGCGCUAUUUUCUUCAAGAGAAAUCUCAAACGUCUGGUUAGGAAAUGUGAAGUCUUUUUUGAAAGAUUGGUCUACUGCACCAAAUAUAGGCCUUCCCAAAUGAUCAGCUUACAGCACAAGAAAUGUGGAAUUCUUUCUAAUUUACCACAUAGCAAAUGUUCAAUUCUUUCUAAUUUAUUCUGUAAGAUCCUAGGAACUUACUUCAAAUUAAUGUUUCUGUUUGGAAGUUUUUGUAUUUUUCUAGCAAUGGCUCCUGGAGCAGCACUCCUCAGUUUGGUGCUCUUCCAGACUCCAACUCCCACCAUCCCCAGCCAUUGCCCAUGCUAGCUGGGGCUGAUGGGAGUUGUAGUUAAAACACCUGGAAAGGACCAAGUUGAGGAAGGCAAGCCUGGAGUUUCAGUUCUGGUUCAAAAUGCUGAGCACUCUCCUCCCAUGCACUGAAUGAAUGCACAUCAUUCAGAUUUCCCUAAAAUGCAGGACACUGUCAUAAGGCAUCCCACAUGCAUUAGAUGUGGGCUGGCUAUCACACUAUUUCUCUGAAGACUAUCCCAUGGAGUCUUUCAAGACUAUCCCAUGGAGAGUUAAAAUGCAUUAGAAUUCCAUUUUGAGCUGACAGUCUGAAAUAACCCUAAAUGGCAUCCUAUAUCAUACUCUUGUCUGAGCUUAUGAAACCAAUUUCUAUUAAAGGCUAUUUUGUCAGUAAAUGCUGGAGAAUAUGAUAGCGCUGGUGCUGAUUUGCACAUGGUCUUUGUCCCUAAUAAAUAUUGUUGUUUUUAGUAUAUGUGUUGUAACUUGUAGCAUUUCUAAACUGUAACUAUUUUCUAAAACAGUAAAAGAAGAUAAGAAGAAAUCUA
Molecule: messenger RNA, 5745 nt
Organism: Elgaria multicarinata webbii
Lineage: Eukaryota; Metazoa; Chordata; Lepidosauria; Squamata; Anguidae
Gene: TMEM37
Product: transmembrane protein 37
Exons: 2
Coding region: 238-831 (197 amino acids)
Cellular component (GO): membrane
Molecular function (GO): calcium channel activity; voltage-gated monoatomic ion channel activity
Source: RefSeq, a predicted model, not a curated record